AUGCGUGUGCACCAGUGGUCACGCUGCAGUGACCACCGCUGCAGGGCCGGUCUGCGAGCCCGCCAGCAACAGCUACUACUGCAGCAGCAGCCCCUGCGGGCAGCAGGGGCUGCUGCGCUGCACAGACUUGGCGGAGGGGGGGGUGGCCUGCGAGUGCAGCAAAGGCUUUUUGCUGGAGAGGGGGCAGGGGUCCACUCCCUUCCGCUGCAGACCAGUGGACCACUGCAGCAGGAACCCCUGCGGCUCCGCGGCCGUGGCCCGCAGCUGCGCCCGCACUGCAGCGGGAGGCUACUCCUGCGUUUGCCAGGACUCUGCGCAGCUGCUGCAGGGCGAAGACGGCCCUUACUGCCAGCAGCAGCAGCAGCAAAACGGGCUCUUCGUCUACUUUGCUGCUGCUGCUGCUGCUGCUGCUGCUGCUCUCCUCGGAGUCGCAGUCUGGUGGCUCGCCUUCAAAGACGGGCCCAACGCCCAACAGGAAUACGACUACACAGCAGCAGCUUUCCUCUCCGCCAGCGGCCAGCAACUCGCCACCUAACCACCAACAGCUAG
Molecule: messenger RNA, 549 nt
Organism: Eimeria necatrix
Lineage: Eukaryota; Apicomplexa; Conoidasida; Eucoccidiorida; Eimeriidae
Exons: 1
Coding region: 1-549 (182 amino acids)
Source: RefSeq, a predicted model, not a curated record